Arachis duranensis is the source of this 534-nucleotide messenger RNA. RefSeq lists its product as uncharacterized. The transcript has 3 exons. NCBI's taxonomy places the organism in Eukaryota, Viridiplantae, Streptophyta, Magnoliopsida, Fabales, Fabaceae. The record is from RefSeq and is a predicted model, not a curated record. The coding region runs from base 1 to 534 and encodes 177 amino acids.
AUGAGAGGUAGUGAUGGCUCCGAAAAAGGCGGGGGCAGCCUGUGCCUCAACGUGGGGGCCUUGGAAGGAUAUCUGUUAGCUACGAAUAAGGAAACCACAGAUACAGGAGAAGAUGAUCAUGGGACUGUCAAUGGAGGUCGGAAAUGGCAGAACAACCCAAUUUUGGGAAGAUGUCUGGCUACCUGGUGGGGUCUUGAAGGAGAUAUUCCCAAGACUGUGAUGCAAGAAACGGUCACCCCAGAGGAAAUAAGGAGUUAUAGCUUUACUAGUGCUGUUUGGAGGGGCUUCGUCCCGCACAGAGUAGAAUUGUUUACUUGGUUUGUGUUGAUUGAGCGGAUGAACACCAAAGAACGACUAUCCAAAUUAGGUAUUCUUGGUCCACGUGAUGAUUUGUGUGCUUUAUGCAGCAAGGCUGUUGAGUCUGCUUUUCAUCUGUUUAUUGGUUUGAGUUCACUUGGCAAGUGUGGAGCGCGCGUGGUUGUUCGCCCUUGGAAGGUCAUGGACCAUACCAGGCACACUGAAGCAACACUUUGA